AUGGACCUUAAGCAUGAGCGACACAACCCCAAGGCGCGCCGAUCUACAGCAGGCACGAGGAAGAAGGGGAAAUCACAUCAUAAAAGAUCCGGUGUCGUCCCUACAACCGAUGCACCCGAUCCCAACGCCGCAAUCCUUGAAUACAAGUCACUCGAAGAUAAAGAGCGCGACAGAAAAGAAAGGCUCGUAAGAGAGCUUGCAGCAGAGUCAGAAUCCAAAGUAUCGAGACAGAAGCGGAAGAGACUGGAAAAGUAUGUUGAGAAAAAGCUAAGAAAAGAAGAGAGACUUGUGAUUUUUGAGAAGCUAGCUCAGACGCAAGCUCAAACUUCAAGUCUUGAUCUUCAAUCAUCAUCUACUCUUGGUACAGGAGCUACCUCUACAGCUCGGGAACGCCAAGAGAAGCUAGAAGACAAGGAAGUGCGUCGCGCUAUGGAGGGCCAGCCCAAUAAACGUCGACGGCGCCAUAACGAUUUCGCUGUUCAUGAACACGGAGACGGUGAAAACGAAUCCGAUGCGAUGGAUGGAGUUGACUUUGUUGAGAAAAUUGAUAAGACACCGGAACAACAUGAUGGACAUGAGGGCCCAGUGACGGAGUUCUUCGCGGAUCCUUCCACGGCUUCGACAGUCUCCCAGUCAGCUCUAUCCGCUUUCACCGUUGGUGGCGCACUUAAACGGAAUCCUGAUGGCUCUGUCGUGGCACCACUAGUUGUGAACAAAAAGAAUGCAAAGAGUCGAAUGAAGGCCUCCUUCCCGAGCUGGAAAAGAAGGGUACCACCGACAGGGGUUUCAGAACAGCAAUCAGACACAUCGUUCGACAGCUCUGAUUCGGCCUAUGAUACGGAUGAAAAACAACACAACGAAAAUCGAGAAGGGGAAGUCUUGGCCGUAGGUUCAGACGAGGAAGAAGAACGCCCUCUACCUGCCAAGAAACGCCUUGGAUUCAAGGACUGGGCCGUAAGACAGCUUAACACAGCGAAAGGCCAUGAUAUUACUGAAGGGACCCCACCGUCGCUCGAAACCGAACAUCCAGCUGCACCUCCAUCUAAUCAACCAAAAUCGAUAUCGUCGCAACCAAAUUCAAUGCGCGGCCUCCUGGGUGAAGACCUGAAGCUUCCUUCUACAUCUUUUGCAGAGUGCACGACGAAAACCCAAGAAACUUUCUCUGAAUCCUCUUCCAGAAGCAUCAAGUCUGUGUCCGUCACUCGUCCCCUUGAUAUCCAGGAGUCCAGGAUGCAGUUGCCUAUCAUUGCAGAAGAACAGCCCAUCAUGGAAACCAUAAUGUUCAAUCCGGUGGUAAUCAUUUGCGGUGAAACUGGUAGCGGAAAGACUACUCAGGUCCCACAAUUUCUCUACGAAGCCGGGUUUGGUGAUCCUACUGGAGAAAACCCGGGCAUGAUAGGCGUUACGCAGCCAAGGCGAGUUGCGGCAAUGUCAAUGGCAUCUCGAGUGGCUCGUGAAUUGUCCUUGACCUCCUCCCGCGUGUCGUACCAAAUCCGAUAUGAUGCAACUGUGUCUCCUUCAACUACGAUCAAGUUCAUGACCGAUGGUGUACUUUUGCGUGAACUUGCUACCGAUUUCUUGCUUUCAAAAUAUUCCGUGAUUAUCAUCGACGAAGCGCAUGAACGUAGUAUGAACACCGACAUCUUGAUCGGCGUUCUUAGUCGGGUAAUCAAGCUACGCGAACAAAUGUGGAAGGAGGGCACAGAGGGUACGAGACCCCUACGGCUUAUCAUCAUGUCGGCGACCCUACGCGUCGGCGACUUCGCAGAAAAUCAGACGCUCUUUUCGUCGCCACCUCCGGUUAUCAAUGUUGAUGCUCCGGUCAAGAAAGCAGCCAAGAUUCAUGCUCGUUUGCCACCAGGAGGUAUCCUCAUAUUCUUGACAGGGCAAAAUGAAAUUCAGGGCGUCUGUAAAAAGCUCGAGGCACGAUAUGGCAGAAAAGCCCUGGAGGCAAGAAAGAGGAGAAGACAAGUUGUCCAAGCUUCUUCUAUUUUCGCAGAAUCCGUUGCCAGUGAAGUUUCUUGUCCUAUUGCUCUGCCUCACGCCGACAUUGAAGCCGAAGAUAUCGAGUUUGGCGUUCACGAGCAGGAGUUAGCACUUGAUGUUGAUGGAGACCUCGCGGAGGAAGAUCCUGAAGGCCUCGAUAGUGACGACGAAGAUAGUGUCAACGCUGAACUUGGCAUCGAUAUCGAGGAGAAUACGGACCUAGUCCCAAUGCACGUCGUCCCUCUCUACUCACUCUUGCCGAGCGAGAAACAAAUGCGAGUUUUUGAUGUACCACCAGCAGGCUAUCGUUUGGUGGUAGUAUCAACAAAUGUUGCGGAGACCUCCCUUACGAUCCCAAACAUACGCUAUGUAAUCGAUUGUGGCCGAGCGAAAGAGCGACAUUAUGAUAUGGCGAGCGGUAUUCAGUCCUUUCAGGUCAGCUGGAUCUCCAAGGCUUCCGCCGCCCAGCGAGCUGGUCGCGCGGGUCGCACAGGUCCAGGACAUUGCUAUAGACUCUAUUCCUCCGCUCUUUACGAGCAUUAUUUCGAGUCAUUUUCACAGCCUGAAAUCAUGCGCACGCCGAUUGAGGGCGUCGUUUUGCAGAUGAAGAGCAUGAACAUUGACGCCGUUGUCAACUUCCCUUUCCCAACUCCUCCAGAUAGGCAGGUAUUAAAAAAGGCUGAGACAGUCCUCACUCGUCUUGGCGCGCUCAGUAGCGCACCUCUUAUAUCGCAAGCGGGGGUGUCUAUGUCAACGAUCGGGGGCCAAGUGACGCCUCUAGGGAAGGCGAUGAGCUUGUUCCCAAUUUCUCCGCGCUUCUCUCGAAUGCUUGUUGGGAGUCAACAACAUGGUUGUCUACCCUAUGUGAUCUCGAUUGUGGCAGCUAUGUCUGUCGGGGACCCUUUUCUUCGUGAAGAAGGUGACGAUGAAGUACUGGGACAUAUCAAGAAUGCUUCGGUCAGAGCGAAAGAGGCGAGGAAGACCCGACGGCGGACAUUCUUUGAGUCUCAGCAGGUUCAUGGAUCGCUGGGUAAUUUCAAUAGUGACAUUUUCAGGUUCCUCUCAGUUGUCGGGGCCUACGAGUAUUCUGGAGGGGGUCACCAGUUCUGUAAGGCCCAUUUUGUAAGGCCCAAGGCCAUGGAAGAAAUACACAAACUGCGAGCUCAGCUAAGCAGCAUUGCAGAAGCAAAUUUCCAAAACGCUGAAGUUGGCUUCAAUAAAAACAUCCGACCUCCUAACGACAUGCAGCUAAAAGCUAUACGUCAACUACUUGUUGCUGCCUUUAUCGAUCAAGUAGCAGUACGGAAAGAUCUAAUACAAAAAAACGCCAGUGGGGGGAAGUUUUCAACUGCUAAAGGCGUCCCAUAUGCGGCGGUGGGAGUAUCCGAGGAUGUUUUCAUCCAUCCAAUGUCUGUGCUUGCAAAUCGCCCCCCGCCAGACUAUCUCGUCUUUUCUGAAGUAGUCCAAACGUCACAGACCUGGAUCAAAGGACUAACGGUCAUAAAUCCUGUAUGGCUGUCGAGUCUUGGAAAACAGAGUAUGUGCACGUUUUGCAAACCUUCGAGAAACAAUGCGGGCGUGAUGAUGUCUAUACCGCGGUUUGGGCCAGAUCAGUGGGAGCUGCCUCCUGUGAAGGUGUGA
Messenger RNA from Suillus subaureus, 3627 nucleotides. Its product is annotated as P-loop containing nucleoside triphosphate hydrolase protein. The transcript is spliced from 15 exons. Gene Ontology annotation, cellular component: intracellular anatomical structure; nucleolus. The record is from RefSeq and is a predicted model, not a curated record. The coding region runs from base 1 to 3627 and encodes 1208 amino acids. Lineage: Eukaryota; Fungi; Basidiomycota; Agaricomycetes; Boletales; Suillaceae. Gene Ontology annotation, biological process: maturation of SSU-rRNA from tricistronic rRNA transcript (SSU-rRNA, 5.8S rRNA, LSU-rRNA). Gene Ontology annotation, molecular function: ATP binding; ATP hydrolysis activity; RNA binding.